CAUCCCGUUGACGUGUGGAAAGUUAGGGAAGUUCUAACUCGAGGGAUACUUCUCAUUCACUCCCUGGCAACUUCCGUGGACUAUCUAUGCGUGAUGCAGGGACUCCUUGAUGAGACUUAACGAAUUAAUUUAUAGCCAACAGUAAGCCAUAGUGAGUCGUCACCGCUACACGGCACAAUGGCGGCCGCAAUUAUUAUCGCCCUGUUAGCUAUUACCCACUCGGGUAUUGCACACUACACAAAAUUUCCUGAAGGAUUUACAUUUGGCGUAGCAACAGCGUCCCAUCAGAUUGAGGGUGCAUGGAAUGUCAGUGGAAAGUCGGAAAAUGUUUGGGAUCGCUUGACACACUCGCGGCCCUGGAUGAUUGCCGAUGGAACAAAUGGUGACAUUGCAUGUGACUCUUACAACAAGUAUCAAGAGGACGUAGACCAUCUCGCCUACCUUGGCGUGGACUUUUACAGAUUCUCUCUUUCCUGGUCAAGAAUACUGCCUACUGGUCGUGUUGAUCACGUUAAUCCAGAUGGAAUCCGUUACUACAACGCACUCCUUGAUGCUUUGGCAGAGAAAAAUAUUGAGCCACUGGUAACUUUAUUCCACUGGGAUUUGCCGCAAUCACUUCAAGAUCUAGGAGGAUGGGCUAAUCCUAAAAUGAUCGAUUACUUCCGUGAUUACGCCGACGUAUGCUUCAGAGAGUUUGGUGAUAGGAUCAAAUCCUGGAUCACUAUCAAUGAGCCUUACGAAAUUUGUGAAGAUGCCUACGGAGAUGACAAAAAAGCACCUGCUAUUGACAGCCAUGGUGUUGGAAACUAUUUAUGCAGUGAUAAUCUUCUCAAGGCUCACGCUGAGGUCUACCACUUGUAUAAUGAUAGCUACAGGCCACAACAAAAUGGAAGGAUAAUGAUCUCAAUCAACUCUAUCUGGUACGAGCCAAGUGACCCAGAAGAUGCAGAACAAGUUGCCCUGGCGGAAGUAGCAAACCAAUUUAAGUUUGGAUGGUUCGCGCAUCCCAUUUUUACCGAAGAAGGCGGUUAUCCAGCGGUAAUGGUUGAAAAUGUGGCUCAGCAAAGUCAAGCUGAAGGUCUACCUAAGUCUCGUCUAGAACAAUUCGAUGACUAUUGGAUCGAAAGAAUUAAAGGCACUUCUGAUUUUCUUGGAAUCAAUCAUUACACUACUCAUUUGGUAACUGGACCAGGUGUAGACCCAAUAGCAAAAUCUCCUUCCUGGCUCAAGGACAUCGGAGCGGUUACUACCAUGAACGUCGGUGGUGAUUCAGCUUCAGAAUGGCUUAGAGUUGUUCCUACCGGAUUUGCUAACUUACUGCGUUGGUGUAAGAGCUCUUACAACGAUGCACCUAUUUAUAUAACCGAAAACGGUUUUUCUGAUCGUGGUGAUUUAGAUGACUACGGACGUAUUCAGUAUUUGAACGAUUACCUUUCAGCACUUCUGCAUGUAAUUUACGAAGAUGAUGUCAAAGUUCUUGGUUAUACUUUAUGGACUCUUAUGGAUAAUUUUGAAUGGCGCGCUGGAUUCUCGGAACGUUUUGGUCUCUACUACGUGGACAUAACUGACCCGGAACGACUAAGAACACCAAAACUAUCCGCCGAGUACUACAAACAGCUUAUUGCUACCCGUGAACUGCCAGAGGAUGAUCGCUUCAAAAAUCCUGCUACCGGACGGAGGUCGACAAAAAAUGAUCUUUAUACGCCCCAAAUACCGGUGGAUUCAGAUAAUAUAAUUGAAUGGCAGUCCUUUUUCAAUUCCAUCCACAAAGUUUUAAUUUCCGUUACCAGACCACUCAUAAAAGUUUUCCGAGCCGCAGGUUGAGUAAGGCUUGGUUCA
Vanessa atalanta (red admiral) is the source of this 1839-nucleotide messenger RNA. Its product is annotated as myrosinase 1-like. The record is from RefSeq and is a predicted model, not a curated record. Bases 178 to 1824 code for a protein of 548 amino acids. Gene Ontology annotation, biological process: carbohydrate metabolic process. The transcript is spliced from 10 exons. Lineage: Eukaryota; Metazoa; Arthropoda; Insecta; Lepidoptera; Nymphalidae. Gene Ontology annotation, molecular function: beta-glucosidase activity.